Molecule: messenger RNA, 1072 nt
Organism: Periconia digitata
Lineage: Eukaryota; Fungi; Ascomycota; Dothideomycetes; Pleosporales; Periconiaceae
Source: the annotation of a GenBank genome assembly
CGUUCUUUCCGGCCUGCUUCAAUGGAUGUUAAGCUGGGGAUUCUUUGUUGCCCAGUGGCUUGGUUAUGGCUGCUCUUUCAACAGCGGCGAAUUCUCAUGGCGGUUUCCUCUGGCAUUCCAAUGCGUUCCAGGUCUGGUUCUUAUUGGUGGAAUCUUCUUCCUACAGGAAUCACCACGUUGGCUGAUGGAAAGAGACCGCCACGAGGAAGCCAUGGCCUCCCUCAAGGUCUUGCGCAGCGGCAACGAGGAAGAAACGAUCGACUUGGAGUUCAGAGAGAUACGAGAUGUCAUUGCUGCCGACCGCGCACUCGGUGAUAUCACAUGGGUGUCAAUCAUCACGAAGUCAUCAUGGCGCAAGCGCCUGCUACUUGGAUGCGGCGUGCAAGCAUUUGGACCACUUUCUGGCAUCAACGUCAUCAAUUACUAUGGUCCCCGCAUCUACGAGAUUCUCGGAAUAUCCACACGAGAGUCUCUCCUAAUCGUUGGAAUCAGUGGUGCUCUAUCCAUUGUCUGGUGCACAAUCGGCUUAGCCAUCUUAGACAAAUUUGGCCGCAUCAAACCGCUCAUGAUUUCUGCCGCAGGCCUUGCAGCCGCCCUACUCGUCAACGCAGUGCAAGGCCAAUACUUUGUCGCAUCAAACACUGCACAACUUCGCAGCAUGGUAGCAAUGAACUUUCUCUUCAGCUUCUUCUAUACACCACUCGGCAUCAUCUCAUGGGUAUACCCUGCUGAGAUCUUCCCCGUUGAAGUCCGCGCUUUGGGAAAUGCCAUCACCACUUUUACCAACUGGGCCGUCAACCUCAUCUUCGCACAGUUUUCUCCCCAGGCUUUGACAUCGAUUGAGUUCAAGUACUUCUACGUCUUCUUUUGCUUCAAUAUCAUAGCAUUUCUGUGCUAUUGGUUCUUUUUCCCGGAGACCAAGGGUCGCACGUUGGAGCAGAUGGAUGAGCUAUUUGGCGAUCAACUUGUCCCUCAUGCUAUGCAAGACCCGGCUGCCGCUGCUGCCGCCAUGGAAAAGAAUGAGGUCUUGCAUGCUGAGGUUACUUCGAUGCGUGGCGGCUCAGUUGCAUAG